This is a messenger RNA of Alosa alosa (allis shad), 6164 nucleotides long. It is a transcript of the gene abcc4, whose product is annotated as ATP-binding cassette, sub-family C (CFTR/MRP), member 4. Bases 192 to 4175 code for a protein of 1327 amino acids. Gene Ontology annotation, molecular function: ATP binding; ATP hydrolysis activity; chloride channel activity. Gene Ontology annotation, biological process: monoatomic ion transport; transmembrane transport. Gene Ontology annotation, cellular component: plasma membrane. The record is from RefSeq and is a predicted model, not a curated record. NCBI's taxonomy places the organism in Eukaryota, Metazoa, Chordata, Actinopteri, Clupeiformes, Clupeidae. The transcript has 30 exons.
UUUUCCAACUUCAUCAGCUGAGGAGAAGUAACUUCCGAACGAACCACUCGCCUGACCAACAUGUGCGUGCGGCGAAAUUACACAACUGUGCACAACAUAUCCGCAUGAGCUGUGGGAAGUAGCCCACUUACCUGAGGGGAAACGGCGUGGUGGUUUGCAUUAGCGAGGAUCUUAGGACGUCCACAAACACUAUGGAGCCACGAAGUAAAGAUCCGAAGAACAAUCCAUCUGCAAAAGCUAAUGUUAUAUCCAAGAUAUUUUUCUGGUGGCUGAAUCCCAUAUUUUCUGUCGGCUACAAGAGGAGACUAGAGGAGGGUGACAUGUACCGUGUCCUUCCCGAGGAUGGGUCAGAGAGACUAGGAGAGGAGCUAGGGAGCUACUGGGAUGCGGAGGUACGGAAAGCUGCCAAGGAGCUGCGAGAUCCGAACCUGGCCAAAGCAGUCAUCAGAUGCUACUGGAAACCUUACGCAGUCUUGGGAAUAUUUACUUUCAUAGAGGAAGCCAUUAAGGUCAUCCAGCCAGUGUUUCUGGGAAAACUCAUCGAGUACUUUGAGCACGUGGGACCACCGGACUCAGCCGCACUGUAUGAGGCUUAUGGGUAUGCGGCAGGCAUGUCCCUGGCUACUUUUGGCCUAACUGUUCUACACCAUCUCUACUUUUACCACGUCCAGAGAGCAGGCAUGAAGAUACGAGUUGCUAUGUGUCAUCUUAUUUAUAAAAAGUCUCUGAGCCUCAGCAGUGCAGCUAUGGCCCAGACAACCACAGGGCAAAUUGUCAACUUGCUCUCAAAUGAUGUCAACAAGUUUGAUGAGGUGACUAUCUUCCUACACUUCCUGUGGGUUGGGCCGCUGCAAGCUGCUGCCGUCAUUGGACUGCUGUGGCAGGAGAUUGGACCAUCAUGCCUGGCAGGAAUGGCAGUCCUUGUGUUCCUCAUGCCUUUACAGACUGUGUUUGGCCGCCUGUUUUCAUCUUUCAGGAGUAAGACAGCGGUGCACACUGAUACCAGGAUCCGUAUUAUGAAUGAAGUCGUUUCUGGUAUCCGAAUCAUAAAGAUGUAUGCCUGGGAAAAGCCCUUUUCAGCGCUUGUCACUGAUGUCCGAAGGAAAGAAAUAUCCAAGAUAAUGUCCAGCUCGUAUCUUCGGGGCCUCAACAUGGGCUUCUUCUUCUCAGCCAGCAAAGUCAUAUUGUUUGUGACCUUCACGGUGUACGUGUUGCUGGGAAACCCCAUCACAGCCAGUCGUGUGUUCAAGACGGUCUCCCUGUACACUGCAGUACGCCUCACCGUUACUCUUUUUUUUCCGGCGGCUAUCGAGAAGCUCUCUGAAUCUAUGGUCAGCAUCCACAGGAUCAAGACGUUCCUGUUGCUUGAUGAGAUUGAAAAGUCACCCCUACCUGUGAUGAAGACAAAAGCGAGUUCUAUGGAGAUACGGGAUCUCAUGUGCUACUGGGACAAGACAAUUGAUGCACCAACACUGCAGCGCGUGUCCUUCACUGUAAAGCCAGGUGAACUGCUGGCUGUUAUCGGACCAGUUGGAGCAGGAAAGUCCUCCCUGCUCAGUGCCAUCUUGGGAGAGCUGCCACCAGAUAAAGGCGUGGUCGAGGUUAACGGCGAACUGACCUAUGCCUCUCAGCAGCCCUGGGUGUUUCCAGGGACCAUCCGCAGCAACAUCUUGUUUGGCAAAGACUUGCAGACGCAGAAUUAUGAGAGGGUCUUGAGAGCCUGUGCUUUGAAGAGGGACAUGGAGCUGCUCCCUCAGGGGGACCUCACUAUAAUAGGUGACAGGGGGGCGACCCUCAGUGGAGGACAGAAAGCUCGUGUUAACCUUGCCAGAGCUGUGUAUCAGGAUGCUGACAUCUAUUUGCUGGAUGAUCCCCUGAGUGCUGUGGACUCUGAAGUCGGGAGACAUUUGUUUGAGCAGUGUAUUUGUGGUCUACUAAAGAAGAAGCCUCGCAUACUGGUGACCCAUCAGCUACAGUACCUUAAAGCUGCAGAUCAGAUCCUGGUUUUGAAAGAGGGUCACAUGGUGACUAAAGGGACCUUUUUAGAGUUGCAAAACUCGGGGCUAGAUUUCACGUCUUUGCUUAAGAGUGAGGAAGAGGAGGAGACGACCCCUGGUGUGGAUGCUUCGCAGGGCGCCACACUAAGGUCUGCUCGCAGCCGAACCAUUUCUCAGAACUCUGUGCGCUCACAGGCAUCGUCACUCCAGUCUGUUCAAGAUGCAUCAGACAGCCUGCCGGCAGAGCAAGUUCAGACCAUGGCCGAGGAAUCUCGUUCUGAGGGCACAAUAGCAGUCGGCCUGUAUGUGAAGUAUCUGCGAGCAGGAGCGAAUGUCUUGGUUUUGCUCGGGCUUAUUCUGCUCAGUCUUCUUGCUCAGGUCACCUAUAUUCUUCAGGACUGGUGGUUAGCAUACUGGGCUACCAAGCAGGCAGAGCUGAACAGCACGGUGGCUAUUACUGAUGGCUUCUCUCACAACAACAUAUCAACACAUCAAGAACUGGACUUAGGCUUUUAUCUUGGCAUAUAUGCAGGUUUGACGGGAGCUACACUACUGUUUGGAUUAAUGCGGAGUCUGAUGACGUUCACAGUACUUGUACGUGCAACUCAGACGCUGCAUAAUCGCAUGUUCAACUGCAUUCUGCGCACGCCUGUUCGCUUCUUUGAUGUCAACCCAGUUGGAAGAAUCUUGAAUCGAUUCUCCAAAGAUAUUGGCCAACUGGAUUCAUUGCUACCGUGGACUUUUGUAGAUUUCAUUCAGGUGUUUUUGCAAAUCAUUGGCUCGAUUGCAGUAGCGGCAUCCGUGAUUUUCUGGAUCCUUCUGCCAGUGAUCCCUCUGCUGAUUGGGUUCAUUUUCCUACGUCGCUACUUCCUGAAGACCUCUAGAGAUGUAAAACGCCUUGAAGCAACCACCCGGAGCCCUGUGUUCUCCCACCUGUCGUCAUCACUGCAGGGUCUCUGCACCAUCCGGGCCUUUAAAGCUGAGCAGCGCUUUCAGCAGGUGUUCGAUGCCCAUCAGGAUCUGCACUCAGAGUCCUGGUUCCUGUUCCUGACCACUUCACGUUGGUUUGCCGUGAGGCUGGACGGCAUCUGCUCCGUGUUCGUCACCAUCACUGCAUUUGGGAGUUUACUACUUCAAAGCAGUUUGGAUGCGGGAUCAGUAGGCUUGGCUCUCUCCAAUGCAGUGACUCUAAUGGGAAUGUUCCAGUGGGGGGUCCGGCAGAGUGCAGAAGUGGAGAAUAUGAUGACAUCCGUGGAGAGGGUUAUGGAGUAUACUGAACUAGAGACUGAAGCACCAUGGGAAACACAAAAGCGUCCGCCCCCUUCGUGGCCAAGCAAAGGGCUGAUCACAUUCGACCAGGUCAACUUCUCAUAUUACCCGGAUGGACCUAUUGUUCUGAAAAACAUGACCGCUACCUUCAAGCCCAAAGAAAAGGUGGGCAUCGUUGGUAGGACGGGUGCAGGGAAGAGCUCUUUAGUUUCCGCGCUCUUCCGGCUCGCAGAACCGGAGGGGCAGAUCAAGGUGGACGGCCUCCGGAUCUCUGAGCUGGGACUGCACGAUCUGAGGCAGAAGAUGUCCAUCAUUCCCCAGGACCCCGUGCUCUUCACCGGAACCAUGAGGAAGAACCUGGACCCUUUUAGCCAGCAUUCUGACGAGGAGCUCUGGAAAGCUUUGGAGGAGGUCCAGCUGAAAUCGGCGGUGGAUGAGUUACCGGCGCGCCUGGAGACGGUGCUCUCAGAGUCGGGCUCCAACUUCAGCAUUGGCCAGAGACAGCUGGUGUGUUUGGCACGUGCCAUCCUCCGCAGGAACAACAUUCUCAUCAUCGACGAGGCCACGGCAAACGUCGACCCCAGGACAGAUGAACUGAUCCAGAAGACCAUCCGAGAGAAAUUCCGAGAGUGCACAGUGCUCACUAUCGCUCACAGGCUCAACACGAUCAUCGACAGCGACCGCAUCCUGGUUUUGGAUGCAGGUCACAUCCAUGAAUAUGAUGAGCCCUACACUCUCCUGCAGAACCCUGAGAGCCUUUUCCUGAAGAUGGUCCAGCAGACGGGCAAAGCAGAGGCCUCACAUCUGAUGCAAAUGGCCAAACAGGCAUAUAACAAGAGUCAAACCAGCCUGACCUCUAAAGGACCUAGUGGAGAUGGCAGUCUGAUCAUCUUUGAAACAGCACUGUAACUGUGGACUGCGCGCAUGGGUCAGCAGAAGCCAGUGAGAGCGGAGGACCAGUGAGAGGCCUAGCACACCCCAUCCCAACGGCCAUUUGGAUGGCUGCAGGAUCUAAAGCAUAAUAGUGUAGAGGAAGUAAGAGAUGAUUUGCACAACAGGGAGCUCCCAUUUAAAGUUUUUUUUUUUUUUUUUUUUUUUUUUUUUUUUUUUUAUUUGCAGGGACGUUUCGAGCCCCACAGCUCUUCCUCAGACUAGAAGCCCAGCUCAUAAAAUCACUCGUGACCCAUAAUGCAUCACGUGUCCACUCCGCAACACAGCAUGGCCAGUUUGGACCAAGGACGCACUCGAGUCGCUUACAUGAUAAUGGUGCUCUCUUGCUCUCAUUUGUCCCCAGGAUGCUGCCAGUCCAAGAAAGUGCUUAAAGAUAGUCAUGCUGUGGGGUGAUUAAAGGGCUAUUGUAAGAGGGUAGAAACAAGCUGCUGUGCUCAAAAGCUAUGCACUUGCUCAACAUAUGUGCCUGACCAACUAUAUAAUAUGUGUGUAACAACAGAGGAACUGUUGCACAGAAACAAGUUUUAAAAAGUCUAUUUUGACUGGAGUGGCCCUUUUUCAAUAUGUUGUGCAGGUAUACGCUAAAGCUGACUAUCCUAUCAAGCUUGAGUGCACUCUGAACAAGCUAUUGAUCCAUGUCAAGGAUGGAUAAUUUAAAGCUUCUGAGAGACUUGUUAGUUGGACAGGUGGUUUAUAAGGUAAAGAGGCAUGUUAGGCUGACCAAGAGGCUUGUGAAAUAUGCCUCCUGGACUCAGUUUGAUGUCCAGGGCAACUAAAAUAAAAUGUUUGCCUAUAUUCUUCAUGUCUGUAUUUGAAUGUUUAUGUUUUGUAUUAUGUAUGACUGUUUUGUAGUAAUACCAUUUUUAUACAUCAUGUAAAUGAUGGUUCUUUAAUGAAGACCAAGCAUCACCACAGUGUUGUGAUGGCUGAUGCUGAUGUGGCAUUUGUAAUUGUUGCCUUCACUGUUCUAGUAUUUCACUCCAGCUCUUACUUAUAGCACUAAGGUUUCACAAGCCCUUGAGUCCACAGAGGAAUCACCUCAGUAGACAUAGCUGCAAUCAUUUUCUAUUUAAGAUGUCAUUCAUCAAAUAUAUAUUUUCACUAUAUUAUGGAGUAUAACUGAUGAAAAUGGAUAAGUCCAUGACUUCAGAUUAUUAUUUUUAUUUUAUUUUUAUUGUAAAGUCAAGUGCCUGUUCUUUUACAUUGCUUCAUGUGGAACAACAGCAAUUGAUCUCUAUGGUAGGUGGUCAGAUUGAAGCCCUUUGAAACCACCAAGUUUUUGUUCGGAGUAUAUUUCAGGCCAGUUUGUUAGUCUGUUGUGUAUAAUGUCUAGAAUAUGUUGAGUUUAUUGCGAAAUGUUUAGAUGCUGACUGAAAAGGAUGCAAGGAAGGGACAGAUACCAAAGUGCCUACACUUACACUUCAAGCAUAGAUCAGACUGAAUAUGUGCGUGUCUAAACCACUGUAGCGCCUUACUUGAAUAUUACUGAAUUUUAUUCCGAGAGAAAUCAAAAUGGUGAUUUCUGUGGAAAAUGGAAUCUCUACAUGCUACCAGGCUAUGAAGGGCCCCAUGGGUUUGCUGUCUAUAUAAUUUGUUAUUAUAUAAUGACCUGUGUCUUAUCAUUAUUUUCUUUUCAAGUAACACGAAGACUACUUCAGCUGUUACCAAAAAUAAAAAAAUAGAUCAAAAUCAUUGUUUUCUAACUUCACAGAAACAUUUCAUGGUCUUAGAUUAAGUCUUGAUUUGGGUAUUUAUUAGGCAAUUUUAAACUCCCCUAUUGUCUAGUUUAUUUUGAGAGUUGUUUUGGCAAUCAGUUACAUCAUGAUGUAUAAGUGUUUGUGUGACUACUGUAAGUUCACCAUUAAAAUAGCUAUCUGAUAAAUAUGUUUACCCACUCUGUUUCAAUCAUUGAAAUCAUACAUCUCAAUAAAAAAGAAAUUCUAAAUU